GCCCUCUCUGGAUGAACAAGCAAACAGGAUUCGCAGCCACUCCACUUGGACUGAGGGAAGAAAAGGUUUUUAAAGGGAAUCAAGAAUCUGACAAGUGGCUGGUCUGACCCACCAUGGCUAACACAGAGGACCAAGGAAUGGAGAUACACACAAAUCCCAUAGAAAAGCUCAGGGCACAGUGCUUGGCAAGAGGCUCAGCUGGCAUUAAGGGGCUGGCCAGAGUUUUCCACAUCAUGGAUGAUGAUAAGAGCAGGUCCUUGGACCUAGCAGAGUUUGUGAAGGGCCUGAGCUCAGCUGGCAUCAUGCUGGGAAGCAGGGAGGCACAGCAAAUCUUCAGCCUCUGUGACAAGAACAGCAGCGGCACGAUGGAUUUUGAGGAGUUCCUGGAAGCCCUGAGGCCACCCAUGUCGGCCGCCAGGAAGCAGAUUAUAGCUGAUGCAUUUCACAAACUGGACAAGACUGGAGCCGGCGUGGUGAGCGUGGAGGAUCUCCAUGGGGUGUAUGACGGCAAAACUCACCCCAAGUACCAGAGCGGGGAAUGGACAGAGGAGCAGGUGUUCCGAGCAUUCCUGGACAGCUUUGACUCACCCAAUGACAAGGAUGGAAAGGUCACAGCCGAGGAGUUCCUGAACUACUACAGUGGGGUCAGCGCAUCCAUUGACAGUGACGACUACUUUGUGGCUAUGAUGAAGAGAGCCUGGAAGCUGUAGCACCUGUGGGGAAUCCAGUGCAGUCCUGGAAGAUGCUAAGUUAGAACCAGAUCAGGGCAGUUUCCAAGAAAUCCUAUUCAGCAUUUCAUAGCAAAAUGCUGCUUUUUGUAGUGAUCAAGUUGCUUGUCACCAAGAGGCCCAGCUUUGAGUUACCAGGCCUUUCCAGAGGCUGUGAAAUCUUGACACCUGCCUGCAGAAUAGAGAAUCAUAGAUUAGAGUUGGAAGAGAUCUCAGGAGGUCAUCUAGUCCAACUCCCUGCUCAAAGCAGGACCAAUUCCCAACUAAAUCAUCCUAGCCAGGGCUUUGUCAAGUUGGGCCUUAAAAACUCCAAGCAAGGAGAUUCCACCACCUCCCUAAGUAGCCCAUUCCAGUGCUUCACCACCCUCCUAGUAAAAUAGUUUUUUCUAAUAUCCAUCCUAGACCUCCCCCACUGCAACUUGAGACCAUUGCUCCUUGGUCUCUCAUCUGCCACCACUGAGAACCGCCGAUCUCCAUCCUCUUUGGAACCCCCCUUCAGGUAAUUGAAGGCUGCUAUCAAAUCCCCCCUCAACUCUUCUCUUCUGCAGACUAAAUAAGCCCAGUUCCCUCAGCCUCUCCUAAUAAAUCAUGUGCCUCAGCCUCCUAAUAAUUUUCAUUGCCCUCCGCUAGACUCUCUCCAAUUUGUCCACAUCCUUUCUGUAGUGGGGAGCCCAAAACUGGACACAGUGCUCCAGAUGUGGCCUCCAGUUCCAGCUGGGCAAAGAACAGCUCAUUUUGUUUGGGGGCUGAACUGGAGAAAAAAAUCCAGUUCAAUUUGAAUCACAACUAAUUUUUUCAAAUGUUUGUGAUUGAAAUUGAAGAAAAAAAAAUCUGGUCAACAAUCCCCCCCUUGAGUUUUUCAUUUCAAUUUGGCUGAUUUGGGAUAUUUUCAAUCUUUUUGUGUUUUUGUUUUCAAAUUUGGCCAAUUUAAAAAAAAAGUUUCAAAAAGAAAGCCAAUUUUUCAGGGGUUUUUGGGGAUAAAACUAUUAAUAGAAUUUGAACCAAAUUCAGUGUCAGAGUCUCCAAAAAUUCAUUUUCUGGCAAAAAUUAUAUAUGCUAAAUAAAAUUUCUUCCAGCUCUACUGCAUAGUCCCUCAGCACUAGAGUCCACAUUGACUCCCCCUUCCCACCUCCCCCAGCACAGCCUGGAAUUUCAAUUACAUAAAAACCUGAAAUAAAAUAAUCCUUCCCUUCCCCCACCCUUUGCCUGUCUUGUCUAUUUAGACUGCAAACGAGUGCAGGGACUGGCUGUUACCGCAUGGAUGUGCAGUGCCCAGUGCAGUCGGGCCCUGACCUCAGCUAUGCUAGGGUUACCAUACGUCCGGUUCUUCCCGGACAUGUCCGGCUUUUCGGCAAUCAAACCCCCGUCCAGGGGGAAUUGCCAAAAAGCCGAACAUGUCCGGGAAAAAUACGGCCGGGCACUUCCUCUCCCGCGGCUGCUCUGCUCCUCCCCUGACUCAGACUUCGGCUCUGUUUAAGAGCCAAGCUGCCCGAGCCAGUGCUACCGGCUUCGGGCAGCCCCCGUGCCUCCGGACCCCAGCCGCCGGCCGGGCACUUCUCCUCCCCGGCUCCAGCUGCUCUGCUCCGGCAGCGCAGGGUCCGGAGGCAAGGGGGCUGCCCGAAGCCCGUAUCGCUGGCUCGGGCAGCUUGGCUCUUAAACAGAGCCGAAGAGUCAGGGGAGGAGCAGAGCAGCCGGAGCCCGGGAGGGGAAGUGCCCGGCCGGGGGCGCAGGGUCCGGAGGCAAGGGGGCUGCCCGAAGCCCGAGCGCUACCGGCUUCAUGGUUUGCCGGGCAGCCUCCAGACCCUGCAGGAGCAUUUACUAAUAUACACUGGCUAGCAUAUAUAUUGUGUUGGUAAUGCUACCUGCAAUAUAUGUACUCCAGACAUUUAAGUUUUAGUAUAGUAGUUCUAUAGCCCAAAUUGGUCUGUACCUUUGUUAUAAUGCUGUACACUUAUGCCAAGUAUUCCCUAACAUCUUACAUUACAUAGAACAAUUUUGGCUUGUGUAAAUAGGAAAACUGACAAUAUCAGGACAUAUAAUUAUUUCCUCAUGACAAUAGGAAAGGAGCUGCCCACACAAACCUAGGAGGUGCCUUCAUACCUCUUAGUACCUGGAAUACAUGUGUUCAGAACAAACGAUAAAGGCGUACACCAUGGUACCAGAAACAAAGACAGAAAGUUCAUUAAUUAAAUUCAGUUCCAAAUGACGUAUGCUGUACCUUCUUCUGGUAAAACAAGUAGGGGAUAAAAGGAUGGCUCUAGAGGUGUAACUUUGGGGAGCACACCUACAUAAUGUGAAUGUAACACUGUUGCACAGGACUGCUCUUCAGAGACUGGUAUAAUAUAGGACCUUUUUCCUGCACCAUAUUAAUAAACCUGACUGACAUAGGUUA
Messenger RNA from Malaclemys terrapin pileata, 3120 nucleotides. RefSeq names its product calcyphosine (gene CAPS). Gene Ontology annotation, molecular function: calcium ion binding. The transcript is spliced from 5 exons. Gene Ontology annotation, cellular component: vesicle. The coding region runs from base 114 to 710 and encodes 198 amino acids. The record is from RefSeq and is a predicted model, not a curated record. NCBI's taxonomy places the organism in Eukaryota, Metazoa, Chordata, Testudines, Emydidae.